AUGACCAGUUAUCAAAACGUUCAAGAGUCCCAGAUCAAAGGGUAUAAUGACUGUCCAAUUUUGGAUUAUUCUUCAAAAAACUCAAGUUCAACAUCAUUAAAAUCGAGAAGAAGGUUGGUGUCACAAUUAAAUAAUACCAUUACAACAAAUCUUGAUGGUUCAAUACCCAAACCUCCAACUUCUUUAAAACCACCAUCUUUCAAAACUCAUGAAUCCAAUGAAACUGGUGAAACAACCACUGAUCAACCUACUACUGAAUCUAUAUCAGAUGAAGAAUUACUAAAAUUAGUGGAAAAAAUUAUAAAGUUACCAAAUUCAUUACCAGAACGUGAAUUUAAUCAUUAUUCUAAGAGAAUAUUGGAUAAUUUUCAAAAGGGUAUUAAUAAUGAACAAUAUAAAUUGAUUAUCUAUAAAAAUUUACAAAAUUAUUCUAAUAAAGAACAAGUUAAAAAUGAAUUAAUUAAAUUUAUUCUAUCAAAUGAUGGUGUAUCAACUUGGUGUUUACCAUUAAGAAAAGUUUUAGAAAAUAUUAAAAUAUAG
Messenger RNA from Hansenula ciferrii, 540 nucleotides. RefSeq names its product Add37p (gene ADD37). The transcript has a single exon. Lineage: Eukaryota; Fungi; Ascomycota; Saccharomycetes; Phaffomycetales; Wickerhamomycetaceae. Bases 1 to 540 code for a protein of 179 amino acids. The record is from RefSeq and is a predicted model, not a curated record.